Messenger RNA from Cricetulus griseus (Chinese hamster), 638 nucleotides. Lineage: Eukaryota; Metazoa; Chordata; Mammalia; Rodentia; Cricetidae. The record is from RefSeq and is a predicted model, not a curated record.
CAGUCGGAUUCCGGCUGCAAAGUGUGGAAAACAACAUCAAUUUCCAGUCUCCCUUAUGUCAUCUCUACCUUGUCUGGGAGUCUUGCGCCAAGACCGGAACGCUUAACAUCUCCUCCGCGUUCCUGCCGUAAGGAACUCGAGGAGACGACGUCCGUUUCCGGUUGGCUCCUGCUGGAAGGUUGAACGUUGAGUGUCCUGAGAGGUCAGAUUGCUGUCAGACAUGGCCCCUGGGCAUGGACACGGUCACGAUUAUCAUGAUAAAUUGGUACUUCCAGAUUACAAACAGUGGAAAAUAGAAGGGACACCGUUAGAAACAGUCCAGAAGAGGCUUGCUGUGCGAGGGCUGAAGGAUCCAUGGGCUCGCAAUGAGGCUUGGAGAUAUAUGGGUGGCUUUGCAGAGAAUAUCACCUUCAUGCACGUGUUGCUGAAAGGGUUCAAAUGGGGAUCUGCUGCAUUUGUGGCAGCUAUAGGGAUUGAAUAUUUCCUGACUUCCCAGAAUGAUAAGAAGAAUCACUGAAGACAGCACCUGGAAUUAUCUGGUGACUUCUUUCUCAUAAAAACAAGAUUUCCUCACUCUAGCGUCCUUGGCUGUAUGUUUGUCCUUGAAAGAAUGGUUUAAUAAAGUAAGGAAAAACUUU